Salvia miltiorrhiza (redroot sage) is the source of this 465-nucleotide messenger RNA. RefSeq names its product ubiquitin C-terminal hydrolase 12-like. Gene Ontology annotation, molecular function: cysteine-type deubiquitinase activity; cysteine-type endopeptidase activity. The record is from RefSeq and is a predicted model, not a curated record. Lineage: Eukaryota; Viridiplantae; Streptophyta; Magnoliopsida; Lamiales; Lamiaceae. Gene Ontology annotation, cellular component: cytosol; nucleus. The transcript is spliced from 3 exons. Gene Ontology annotation, biological process: protein deubiquitination; regulation of protein stability. The coding region runs from base 18 to 242 and encodes 74 amino acids.
AUAUCACAAUAUCUUGAAUGCUACAUCUUUUCAUUGGUUCAACUUAUAUUGUUCGCAGUGUUUUGGUCCAUAGUGGUGGUGUGCACGGUGGUCACUAUUAUGCCUUUAUACGGCCUACUCUUUCCAGCCAGUGGUAUAAGUUUGAUGAUGAACGAGUGACAAAAGAAGAUAUGAAAAAGGCAUUAGAUGAGCUGUAUGGUGGUGAAGAAGAAGUUGAGCUUGUGUGUCGGGUUCUCUCCUGAGUUAGUUGUUGAAGAUUUAUCAUAGCAGGUUGAUCAACUAGUUCUUGAGGAUUUGGUGCUAGAACAUAUAGUAUGAUAGAUUUUCGUUUUAGCUAUAACAUAGUUGGUACUUUCAAUUUUGAAUCGAAAUAUGCAAUGAUGACGUAUACUUGAUACUUGGUUCAUUUAGAUGAUAAUGUAUGAAUUUUUUGGAUGAUAUAUAAUAUUGUUAUUGUUGAUUUUA